Molecule: messenger RNA, 729 nt
Organism: Letharia lupina
Lineage: Eukaryota; Fungi; Ascomycota; Lecanoromycetes; Lecanorales; Parmeliaceae
Exons: 1
Coding region: 1-729 (242 amino acids)
Source: RefSeq, a predicted model, not a curated record
AUGUCUUCCAACAGCCAAAUGGUCCCCGGCCUCUCACAAGCUACGAUCAAUGACAUAAUGACUGCAUUUGGUGGUAUGAUGCGUCAAGAAAUGCAGAGAUUUGAGCAGAGAUUUGAGCAGAGAUUAGAGAGAAUCGAACAGUUUUUGGGCCCCGCACUAUACCAAAAUCCUACUUCAUCUCCCAAUCCUACUUCGCCUCUCAAUCCCACUCUUCCCAGCAUUAAAAUACCACAGCAGAACCUCUCUCACACGAACGACUCGUCCUACCAUACAAAUCCAGGCCACUUACGAGCGGAGGAGAUAGGAUACUUCGAUCUGCAACAGGCAAAUGUGGAGAAGAACAAGAGCACGGGCAGCAGCAGUGACACAACAGGCCUACUCUCCACGGUCUCACACCAAUCCACUCAGCCAGUGCAAGAGAAAUCACUACAGCAGGCAAAAGCGGAGAAUACUGCGGAGAAACCAAGCGGCAACAAGGCCACCACCAUCAAGAACACGGCUCAGCUCUCCAAGAUCCCAGGUCAUAUACUCUCCACGAUCCCACGUCAGAUCGCCACUCAGCAAGCGGAGAACGACACUACAAUUUGGCCUGCUAUCUCUGCAUGCCUAGGCAAUAUUACAUUAGUGUGGUACAUCACUGCAAUAAGCAAACAAGAGAAGGAUCUACUGCGACGAUCACAGCCAAAUUACUACGAUGAGAAGGCGAAUCAGAAGCAUCAUGGCCAGUAG